Molecule: messenger RNA, 354 nt
Organism: Penicillium egyptiacum
Lineage: Eukaryota; Fungi; Ascomycota; Eurotiomycetes; Eurotiales; Aspergillaceae
Source: the annotation of a GenBank genome assembly
AUGUUCGCGACUAAUUGCGUUGUCGCAGACACACAUCUAAAACACCUACGAGGCCAAGAAACCCUCACAUCAUUUACCCGGUCAAAAACCAUUACCUCGGGCAAGGGAAUGACAAAUUGUUUCUGUUCUACGUGUGGCUCGCUCAUAUACCGCAUCAGUGCACUGUUCCCACGACACAGUAUCCUACGUACUAGAAUAGUGGACGACUUUACCCUACAUGAGACUAAACUGAAGCCUUGGGUUGAGCUAUAUACCAAGGACCGUGUGGGAUGGCUUUGUGGUGCAACUGAUAUGGAACAGGCACGGGAUCGGCUUAUACUCCAAAGGGUACUUAUUCUCCUGAACUCUGAAUGA